Molecule: messenger RNA, 720 nt
Organism: Adineta ricciae
Lineage: Eukaryota; Metazoa; Rotifera; Eurotatoria; Adinetida; Adinetidae
Source: the annotation of a GenBank genome assembly
AUGAGUGGCGAAACGACUAUUUUUAGUUGGAGAGAAAGAGAUGAGAUGUAUGGACUUGGCGAAGUUAUCAAUCUCAUUUUUAUUUCUAAAUACCAAAGGUUGCUUAUUCGUUUUCAAUACAAUAUGUACGGAAGUAAUCCCUUCGCUGGUGGCUUUGGAGAAUUAGCCUCGGAUUUUGCCAUCAACAGUCUCGUACCUGGUGGAUUGAACAGUCCAAUGGGAAUGAUUGUUGACAAUAUGUUCGGCGGAAAUCCAAAUGGUGGAUUUGGAAUGGGCGGUGGAAUGGGUGGAAACUUUGGAAUGGGUGGUGGAUUUGGAGGCCAUCAGCCCUAUGGCGGAGGUUUCGGUGGAGGUUAUAAUGGUGGUUAUGGAGUUAUCAAUGCGAAAAAUCCAAUUCUCGUCGAACUCGCCGUGCUGCAAACGGUGAAGUUAUCUUGUGAAACCGAACAUUUGACCUGCGAUCCAUUUUGGAAGAUGCCGUCGGAAGAUCAAGGAACAAAUUUUAUGUAUGCUAAUACGAAUACGUUGAUCAAUGGAAAUCAAAAUCGUAGUGUUUGUGUUUUGUUUCCUGCGAAGAAAUUUAUUGAUGAAAAGAUUUCGUUUUUUGCAAUGGCGAUUCAUAAUGAAACACUUGAGAAUGUUUUGGGAAGAUAUGAAGAUUAUGAUAAUCUUCACAUUCCAAUUUAUUCUACGAUGGAUUACUUCAUCAGAUUUGUUUGA